AUGUCUCUGACCUUGGAUGGCUGGUAUCCAGAGAUUUCGAUAGACGCGCUUGCUAUUCACCAUGAUUCACGUCUAUCAGAGUUCAAAUGGCUCAAUUACCCUGGUGAAGACCUAACUAAGAAUGAUCUGGAGGCACUCGGUGAUCGCUGCAUAUCUCUUCGGGAUUUUACAUUAACCAUCCGUCGUUCACAAGGAGACCUGACAGAAGCGAACUUAUAUAAGACUCUUGGAUCCCUACCCAGGCUUCAGUCAAUCUCACCUAAUCUCCAAGUUUCUAAAAGAUACUCGCCUACGGAUAAUGACGAAGACGACAACGGCAACUUGUUUAAUGCAUUGAUCGAUGACGAAUUCGAUAGAAUUAUUCCUUCAGAAGUGCUUGGAGAUGGUCCAGAUUCAUCCGAGGCUUGUAACGGCGCUAUGCACGAGCAGCUGAUUAAUUGUGCAUUAGAUAAGAUACUUGCUAAGUCUAUAUUUGACACCAUAUCCUCCGAGAAGCCCCAGGUAUCUCUUCCCUUGGAGGAAUUGGCUCUCAAGAUUACCAAUGUUGGACACUUUGGAAUGGUGGACUGCCCAGCGCAUUUUCUAUAUGUGCUCUUCCAUUUGUGUCGCCCAUGGCGGGAUACUCGCAAUAUUCGUGAUGACUGCCGACAUGAGAUACGGAUUGAAGAAUGA
Molecule: messenger RNA, 672 nt
Organism: Penicillium cataractarum
Lineage: Eukaryota; Fungi; Ascomycota; Eurotiomycetes; Eurotiales; Aspergillaceae
Exons: 1
Coding region: 1-672 (223 amino acids)
Source: RefSeq, a predicted model, not a curated record